AUGGCGGAUGCCGGCGGUGAGAAGCCUCUUAAGAAGAUCGCGGAGGCGUUCAAGGGGCUCGAAACCACUGUCAACUCCCAAUCCGCCGCAGGCUUGGAGCUUGCGCCCUUCUCUCGUGCCGCUUCCCUCGUCUCGCCUCUCUUUGGUUGUUUGGGCAUCGCCUUCAAGUUCGCUGAGAUGGAUUAUGUAGCCAAGGUUCACGAUCUUGCAGAAGCAUCAAAAUCAAUUACGACCCUACCAGUUAUGAUGGACAAAGAUGUAGCGGGAAACACGGUGAGGAAAGCCGGCAGUCACACCAGGAACCUCUUGAGGGUGAAGCGUGGCCUCGACAUGGUCAAAGUGCUGUUUGAGCAAAUUCUUGCAACACAAGGGGACUCCCUGAAGGACCCAGCUUCAAAGGCUUAUGCACAGGUAUUUGCUCCUCACCAUGGUUGGGCGAUCAGGAAAGCAGUUGGUGCAGGGAUGUAUGCCCUUCCCACAAGAACACAGCUAAUGAGGAAGCUUAACGAAGAUGAGGCUUCAGCAAGGAUUCAAAUGCAGAGUUACAUCUCAGCAUCUGGGCCGCUGAUAGUGUACAUUGAUAAACUAUUUGAGACGAGGGAGCUGGGAACAGAUUGGUGA
Molecule: messenger RNA, 621 nt
Organism: Linum trigynum
Lineage: Eukaryota; Viridiplantae; Streptophyta; Magnoliopsida; Malpighiales; Linaceae
Source: the annotation of a GenBank genome assembly